UCUCGAGGUGAGAUCAAUUAGCUAAAUGCAAAUGAGAAACUUAACAGUCCCACCAGAGCAGCUCGAUUAGCAUUCACUCUGUUUUUUAGUAACUUUGGGACAGGACAGGAAAUUAUUCGACCAAUGUCUGAAAAGGCUCCACUUCUAAACUACCGACUCACCACCAGCCCGGAGGUGAAUAAUGUAGCCGCAAACAGGAAAGCCAAGUGGGCCGGGGAGCACCACGUUCCUCGGUCUACCCCCACCGCCAUCAUCAAAACCACCCGAAAACUUGGUGUACUUCUCGGGGUUGUUAUUCCAACUUUGCUGUCUAUGUUUAGCGUUGUCGUGUUCCUGCGAAUUGGAUUUGUUGUGGGUCAAGCAGGACUCUAUCAGUCCAUCGCCAUGUUCUUAGUGGCCUACAUCAUCAUCACAAUGACUGUCCUUUCUGUCUGUGCCAUCUCAACUAAUGGUGCUUUAGAUGCAGGAGGUGCCUACUACAUGAUCAGUCGAGCACUGGGUCCAGAGUUUGGCGGGAGCAUUGGAAUCAUGUUCUUCUUAGCCAAUGUGUGCGGCAGUGCUCUUUAUGUUUUGGGUCUGGUUGAAGCCAUCAUUUCUGCUUUUGGCGUCCCAGAGGAGAGUGUAGCAGUUGUUGGAGGCUCUUAUCGGGUAUUGCCUUCCGGAUACUGGUGGUCUUUGCUCUAUGGCACAAUCCUGCUCUUCAUUUGUUUCAUUGUCUGCUUGGUAGGCGCCCAUAUUUACGCCAAAGCCGCUUUUAUCAUCUUUCUUAUCGUCACAACAGUCUUGGCAUCCAUCUUUAGCAGUUUUUGCAUCGUGGGGCCCAGAAUAAUCACACUUCCAGAAACCUCUGCUAUAAACGACUCCACCCACGCCACCGCCAACUAUACUGGCCUCCGACUCCAUACCUUGGAUGGCAACCUACGGUCCAGUUACACCGUUGACUACACCACUGGGACAAUGAUGAGUUUUGCCACAGUGUUUGCAGUCAUGUUCAACGGUUGCACAGGAAUCAUGGCAGGAUCCAACAUGUCUGGUGACUUGAAAAACCCUGGCUAUUCCAUCCCCAGAGGAACCUUAGCCGCUGUUUUAACAACUUUCAUCACAUACAACCUGCUAGGUCUGCUGGCUGCAUCCUCUUGUGAACGUCGCCUUCUUCAAAGAGACUACAGCUUCAUGGGUGUCAUCAACAUUUGGCCGCCUCUUGUCACAGUCGGUAUUUACUCCUCGGCCAUGUCCGCUGCCAUGAGUAAUCUCAUAGGAGCCUCCAGGAUCCUGUACGCCCUCUCCAAAGAUGACCUGUUUGGUGGUGUCCUGGCUCUCACAAGGAAGACAUCCCCCAGUGGUAACCCCUGGGCCUCGGUGCUUGUCUCCUGGUUGCUUGUACAGAUGGUGCUGUUUGCUGGGAAAUUGAACACCAUUGCUGGCAUUGUGACCAUCUUCUUCUUGUUGGUGUAUGCUGCUGUGAACCUGGCUUGUUUGGCUUUGGAGUGGGCAUCAGCGCCAAACUUUAGACCCUCAUUUCGAUGUUUCACGUGGCACACCUGCACGCUGGGCAUUCUUGGCUGCUUGGUCAUGAUGUUCCUGAUCAGUGCCAUUUAUGCUUUCGCCAGCAUAGCAUUUAUGCUGCUGCUCCUAAUGGUGAUUCAUUACUUGGGCCCCACCAGCAACUGGGGCUACAUUAGUCAAGCACUCAUCUUCCACCAGGUCCGCAAGUACCUCUUAAUGUUGGAUGUGCGUAAGGACCAUGUUAAGUUCUGGAGGCCUCAGGUGCUUCUAAUGGUGGCAAACCCUCGCAGCUGUGUUGGCCUGCUAACAUUCAUAAAUGACUUAAAGAAGAGUGGGCUCUACGUCCUGGGUCAUGUGAAGCUAGGAUUACUUGAUGAGUUGCCGUCUGAUCCUUUACAGAGCCGGUACAAUUCAUGGUUGACCUUAGUAGACAAUCUGAACAUUAAGGCAUUUGUUAACCUCACCCUAGCCGAGACUGUUCGACGUGGAGUCCAGAAUCUGCUGUUCAUCACAGGCUUUGGCGGAAUGAGGCCGAAUACUCUUGUCUUAGGUUUCUAUGACAACUGCUCUCCUCAAGACCACCUCCAUGGCAAAAUGAUUCUGUCUCCUGGCAGUAGCUUGGAUGCAGUGUGCCCAAACAAACAGUCCCCUUUAUUCCCUAAUAUACGUGAUGUUGAUGGACCCAAAGACUUGGAGGAAGAGGAGUAUGUGUCUGUGAUUGCAGAUGCUGUCAAAAUGGGCAAAAAUGUGACACUGGCUCGAUAUUUCAGCCAGUUCAACCGGGAAGAAGUUUUAGGCUCAACAAGAAAGGCUGGCCCUCACCAAGGCAUGGCGGGGCCAUUUGUCGACGUUUGGCCCUUAAAUCUGCUCCGACCUGACAGCCGCAGCUACGUGGAUAUCUGCUCUCUAUUUCUGCUGCAGCUGGCCUGUGUGCUGCAUGAAACCCGUGCGUGGAGCCAAGCCAGGCUUCGCCUCUUCCUCUGUGUAGAAGAAGGCAUCAGUCUGCAGGAUGAAGAGGCGAAGCUUCAAAAGAUGCUGAAGGAGCUCAGGAUAUCGGCACAGGUGCAGAUGGUGGCCUGGGACAAGGUGGUGGCGCUGCACUGGCUGAGCCGAAAAAGGGAGGGCAAGGUGGCAGAUGAGAACGGAGAUUGGACUGAAGCAUACCCCAACAAUGCCGCUCAGCUGACUGAUGAGUACAUCCACGCCGUCAACAAUUUUAUUCGACUACAAGGAGCACCCCAGCCUGCUGUGCGCUUCCUGUAUUUGCCACACCCGCCCGCGGAUACAAGCCGCUACCAGGCCUACUUGCACCAGGUGGACCUGCUGAGUCGAAACUUAGGGCCGACGAUGCUCGUUCAUGGAGUCACUCCUGUUGUUACGACUGAGAUUUAGAUUUUAUCACACUCAUGCAAUCAUCCCCAUUCUCUUUCACUAAUUGCACAUGGGGUACUUAGCUUGUAGCAGAAUCUGCUCCACUACUUACAUUUAAUUUCACACUAAUUUAUCAAGACACCUAAGGGGAUUUGUCAACACCGUUUAAUUUGAAAUGCUAAAUAUUAGAAUGCUCUUAAUAUGCAGUUUCCACUUAUCUUAGUAUUGUUUGUUUUUGUUUUGUUUUUAAAUGCUUCACAAAUACUGUAACAUUAACAUCUUGUGCUGACAUUUUUGCUAUUCAACAUGACUGAAAAAAAGCAGAUCUUAUUUUAAUCCUAUCCUUUUUCACAUAUUCCUAAUAUUUGUUAAACACCAAAUCUUGUACAUGUUGACACUAUACGGUAUUACACUGAAUUGUGUUCAUAUCCUGUGUUUAAGAAUCACCAUUUUCUAAAUAAAGAGAAAAGAAUGAACAAUA
Entelurus aequoreus (snake pipefish) is the source of this 3358-nucleotide messenger RNA. Its product is annotated as solute carrier family 12 member 9-like. Gene Ontology annotation, molecular function: potassium:chloride symporter activity. Gene Ontology annotation, biological process: potassium ion import across plasma membrane; chloride transmembrane transport; chloride ion homeostasis. The transcript has 14 exons. Gene Ontology annotation, cellular component: membrane. The record is from RefSeq and is a predicted model, not a curated record. NCBI's taxonomy places the organism in Eukaryota, Metazoa, Chordata, Actinopteri, Syngnathiformes, Syngnathidae. The coding region runs from base 124 to 2898 and encodes 924 amino acids.